GAGUUUAUUAAAAAAAAAAAAAUACAGAUGGGUUGCUGAUAAAUUCAAGCUAACCGAGGUAACGCUAACGAAUUCAACCGGUUGGAUUAUCAUUUUUUUUACAAAAUGGGAAUCGCCGACGAGGCUGACCGGACUCUGUUUGUCGGCAACUUGGACCCUCAAGUAACAGAAGAAAUUAUAUUCGAGCUGUUUUUACAGGCUGGGCCAUUAAUCAAAGUCAAAAUCCCCAAAGACAAUGAUGGAAAAUCAAAACAGUUUGCAUUUGUGAACUUUAAACAUGAAGUGUCUGUGCCCUACGCAAUGAACUUGCUCAAUGGAAUCCGUCUACAUGGACGGCAGCUCAACAUACAGUUCAGAUCCGGAAGCAGUCAUAUUAAUCAGGAAGGCAAAAGUCCGGCAAACUCUCAAAACCCCAGUCCAGCAAAUACACCAGGUCACCGCGGUGGAAGAACCCCAGAGCAGAUGAGCUCUCCGUCCUACUCUCCUCCACAGAACAUCCAGAGGUCUUUCAGUUCUCCGGACAGUCUGCAGAGACAGGCGAUGAUGAACAACAUGUGGCAGGUCCAGAUGCAGCAACAGUUGCAGCAGUUUAACGGGGCCUUCCAGCAGAGCAUGCAGCAGCUCCGGGGCACCGGAGACGGUAACCCAUGGCAACCGGACUGGUCAGGCCAGCGAGGUCAUCGCCACUCUCCCCAGGACAAUAACAACCAUCACCAACGGCACACAAACAGCGGGAACAACUACGACCGCCACUGGCGCGACAGCCAUCGGGGAGACCUGCAUCACCAGGACGAGCGCACCGGAGGAAACCGCAAUCACACCCCUGAGAGGCGCAGAGACUCACGGGACGGCCGGUGGAAGCGCUUUUAAAAAAUCUACUUUAGUUCUCCUGAAAACCAUUUUCUUUUUUUAUGAGCUGUUUUUAUCUUUUGUUUUCCUCAUAGAUUUUUACAUCUAUUCAGGUGGAUUACAUAUUACCUGUUUUAACAAAAGAAAUUGCAGUACAACUGUAGGGGGGACAACAAAUUUGACACAAGGUUUAGGCAUGUUGACUAGAAUCUCUUUGAGAUGCAAGAACAAAAAAAGAAAAGAAAAAAGACGAGUGACGCCCUAUUUUAAAAAAAAAAGAUAUAUGUUUCGAUCUCAGGGGGACACCUAUGUUUAUAUACAUUUUUAUUUUUAGGAAUGUUCUUUUUGAGAACUUUCUCUAUGUACAACAUCAAAGUGCAUCAAAUAAUCAAAUUUGCAAUGGUGGAUUUUUGUUUUUAUAGAAAUUUGUAAUUUCUCAGGAUUUCACAGAAAGCAUCUGAAAACUAGUUUUCUAUUCUUUAUGUUUGAGUAACAAUGUUUAAUGUUUUUUAAAAAGCAGAUUGUUUUACUUUCUACGUUCCUCUUUUGGGAGAAGGAUUAUAUUGACUCUUAAUUAAGACGCUCUUUGAAAACUUGGAACAGUAACUACUUUUAAUACUUUUGUAAAUACACCAUUUUUUAUUGUCAAGUGCAUCAUUUGGUUAUUUGUUUGUUUUCAUAAAAGUCACUCUUUCACUGAU
Molecule: messenger RNA, 1550 nt
Organism: Pimephales promelas (fathead minnow)
Lineage: Eukaryota; Metazoa; Chordata; Actinopteri; Cypriniformes; Leuciscidae
Gene: rbm7
Product: RNA binding motif protein 7
Biological process (GO): regulation of alternative mRNA splicing, via spliceosome
Cellular component (GO): nucleus
Molecular function (GO): single-stranded RNA binding
Source: RefSeq, a predicted model, not a curated record